Molecule: messenger RNA, 1120 nt
Organism: Scleropages formosus (Asian bonytongue)
Lineage: Eukaryota; Metazoa; Chordata; Actinopteri; Osteoglossiformes; Osteoglossidae
Product: GTP-binding protein REM 2-like
Exons: 5
Coding region: 80-910 (276 amino acids)
Cellular component (GO): plasma membrane
Molecular function (GO): GTP binding; calcium channel regulator activity; GTPase activity
Source: RefSeq, a predicted model, not a curated record
GACCAAGCGAAGCGCCGGCACUGGAGUGGGCGUGGCCUCGGUGUGCGUACCUGUCCUCGCGGGCGCUCAGUGUGGCAGCAUGACGCUCUCUAGCGCCCCCACUCUGCGCAGAGGAAGCAGUCCCUUACCGCUCAAACACCAGCUGAGGAGGGAGGAAGCUCUCAGCGAGGAUUCUGAUUGGACAUCAGAGCUGGGCGGGGCUCCUGCGCCACCUAUCAGUGUCAGCUCUGCGGGGGACAGGGUUCUCACAUCGGCGGCAGGGGGCAGGGAGGGCGGAGCCCUGCGAGUGGUGCUGCUGGGGCAAAAUGGGGUGGGAAAGUCAUCGCUCGCGCUUGCCCUCGCCGGAGAUUUUGACCGAGCUGCAUCUGUGGAUUCUGAUGGGGAGGGCUAUGUCCGCACGGUCACCGUGGAUGACCAGGAGAGCACUAUUGCCAUAUAUGACAACUGGAGGCAGGACUUGUCCACCCUGCAGUGUGAGGUGUGUCUCCUUGUCUUCUCAGUAACAGACAGGCGAAGCUUUCACCGAACUGCCCAGCUGCGCCUCCUCCUGAGGGAAAUGCAGCCGCACACUCCCAUCAUCCUCGUGGGUAACAAGAGCGACCUGGUGCGCUCACGGGAAGUCACCACAGAGGAGGCCCAGUCCAGCGCAGACUUGUUCGAGUGCUGCUACCUUGAGCUUUCUGCCUCUCUGGACCACCGCACCUCAGAGCUGCUGGAGGCCGCGGUUCUUGCGGCUCGUGGUCAGCAAGUAGUACUGGAGGCCUCCAGCGGGGGGAGCCGCAGGGAGAGCAUAACCAGCAAGGCUAAGCGCUUCCUCUCCAGCUUGGUGCCUCGCUAUCCACGUGAGCGGGACGGGGGCAAGUUCUGCAGGCAGAAGUCUCGUUCCUGCCACGACCUGUGGGCGCUGUAAGAGGCUGCAGAUGAGGGGUGAGGGGACAGUGAAGUGGGCUGGAAAAGUGAUGCAGCAGGAGAGGGGAUCCAACUCUGAGAUUAGCAGAGGGGGUGUUGAAGAGAAACAGACCGUGGCGAAAGAAUGAACGGCAGGAACCGAGGGAGCAGGAUGGUGAAAUGACGGCUCUUACACGGCAGAAUGAGCUUAGGCCUCAAACAGGAUAAACAC